AUUUGUCGAUUUUGUGGCCUUGGACACAAUGCCACAAAAAUCGACAAAUAUUUGUGUAAAAUUAAGUUUUUUUUGGAAACAUUCGAACUAUUUUAAUAAAAAGAAACAUUUUUUUUCAUUUUUACAGACAUUUAUCAAAAUAAUGGCAAAAUUUAUAACAUACGAGGAGGAAUUAAAAAAAAAUCCCGAAUUGAAAGACAAUGAAAUUCAAUUGUUGAGGGAAUGGAACGAUAAACAGCCGCAUUUACCAAAAAUUCCUGAUAUCGAUUUAGCAUUGUUUUUGCAUAGUAAUUAUUAUUUAAUGGAACCAACGAAGACAACGAUUGAUUGUUAUUAUACAGUGAGAACACACGUGCCGGAAUUUUUUUCCAACAGACGAUUUAAAACGUCCAAGGAACUUCAGAAAAUAUCAAAUGUUGCUGUCACGACACAAUUGAAGGGAAAAACCAAGGACGGUCAUAAAAUAAUUUUUUGGAAACUAAUCGAUUCGGAUCCAUCGCAUUUUGUGCAUAUUGACAUUUUAAAAUAUUACUCAAUGAUUUUCGACGUUUGGCUACAUUCGGAAGGCACAACCAGUGGACAUGUUUUAUUGGCCGACAUGGCUGGCAUCUCCUUGGGACAUUGCGCUCGAUUAAGUCCCUUGACGUCAAAAAAGUUUAUGGUCUACCUUCAGGAUGCCCUUCCAGUGCGUCUAAAGGGAUUGCACUUUAUGAAUUCUAAUGCCGCAAUGGACGUUAUACUUCAAAUGAUAAGGCCAUUGAUGAAGAAGGAAUUAACUGAAGUGUUGCACGUUCACACCAAUAAUACUUCAUUAGCGAAACACAUUGACCUGGACAUAUUACCUAACGAGGCCGGUGGAAAGGCAGGACCCUUGAGUGAAUUUCAUGAUGCGAGAAAAAAGGAACUGGACGAUUACAGCGAUUGGUUUGAGCAAGACGAAAAAACGGCUCGUGUUCAAGAGACACUGCGUCCAGGAAAGGCAAAAAAUGCCACUGACCUCUUUGGCGCUGAGGGCAGUUUUAAAAAGCUCGACAUAGAUUAAAUUUUCAAUUCAUAAACAUAUGUUUAUCAGUAUUUUAACACAAAAAUAAUAUUUUAUUUAUACCAUUUCACGAAAAUUCUACUUUCUUAGAAAAUAUUAUUAUUUAUGGGCGAAAAUAUUCGAGUUGUCCACCUUUUUCUCCCUCUCCUUUCUUUAAAUUACUAAAUGUUUAAACUUUAAACUAUACUGAAAGUAUAUUGUUGCUUUUGACAAUAUUAAGAUUUUUUAGACAUGGUGGCGAAAAAUUCUGCUGUCUCAAUCUAUCAUUAACGCAAUUUUUGUAAUUCUUCUUUGUCAAUUUAGCCAAAUUGUAAACUUAACACCAAAGAGUAUAAUGGUUAACGUUAAAUGUUAAGUCUAACGUUAAUAUUUUAAGUUAAUGAAAAUCAAAGAAAGAAAAAAAGUUCUUUAAAAAGAAUUUUUAAAAAAAUACUUCUGGCCAAUAAGGUAGAAGCUAUCGAAUUUUUUUUUAUUAAGGAGAGAAAGAAUCAAUUAGAAUUAGAAAAAUGUGAGUCCUCUUUGUUCCCCCACUAUGAAUCUAGUGCCGAAAUGAGCGUGUCUUGUAAAAAAGGCGUGACCUAAAAUUCUAAUUUCUAGGUAUUUUUCUAAAAAAAUCAUAUACUUUGUAGCAUUUUUUUAUUUUUAAAGAUUGUUUUCUAAGGCAGUGUUAUUAUACGUUUCCUUCAAGGAAACAGCAUUUGUAAGAUGUUUGUGAAAAAUAAAAACAAUUCUAUA
Messenger RNA from Leptopilina heterotoma, 1777 nucleotides. Its product is annotated as alpha-tocopherol transfer protein-like. Bases 29 to 1042 code for a protein of 337 amino acids. Gene Ontology annotation, molecular function: phosphatidylinositol bisphosphate binding. The transcript has 3 exons. The record is from RefSeq and is a predicted model, not a curated record. Gene Ontology annotation, cellular component: membrane. Lineage: Eukaryota; Metazoa; Arthropoda; Insecta; Hymenoptera; Figitidae.